Messenger RNA from Chaetomium fimeti, 934 nucleotides. Its product is annotated as P-loop containing nucleoside triphosphate hydrolase protein. The transcript is spliced from 2 exons. Lineage: Eukaryota; Fungi; Ascomycota; Sordariomycetes; Sordariales; Chaetomiaceae. The coding region runs from base 235 to 885 and encodes 216 amino acids. The record is from RefSeq and is a predicted model, not a curated record.
UAUACCUCCAUAAUCAAUGACGCACAAAGUCGAACGCAUACCAUCAGAUGUACGCAGUUGGAUCCACACAAAUUGAGUAUAAGGUCGACAGCGCCAUACUUACAGCGGGUAUUGCUCCCACCUCAACCUCUUCUCUAGCACCAAUGCCCGACCCGACAGAAAAGAAGCCACCAACGAACUCAACCCAGCACAGAAUUCAGAUCUCGGAACCAAGUCAGGACAAAAUCCCUCCUCAUGAUGACUCUCAUUAUCGCCACCAUGGUGUACCAUUACUAUCUAUUCCUAGAACAUCGACUCAAGGACGCUUACCUCGUCCACCUCUGCAAAGAGGCGCAGAGGACAGGCCAGACAACAGCCAUUUUCACCCAGUCUGUUUCCGAGACGCGUCGAGUCUCCCGUCUGCUCGACGCUCUCAAGAUAGGCGUCGUUUCCCUCCAAAUCGACCUUUCGCCAUCAGCGCGAGCAGCUUCUUUAGACAAGCUCCGCCGCAAGGAGUGCCAUGCCCUUGUGACAACGGACGUUGCGGCCACCCUUGGUCCCAUCCCUGACGUUGACCGUAUCAUCAACCUCACCCUCACAUGGAAAAUGAACCCCGAGAUAUAUACCAAACGCGCCAGUCACAUAGGUCAUGCCGGUACUUCGGGGCAGGUUAUGACCUUUGUUACACAAUACGAUAUGGAGGUCUACGACCGCCAAAACAAAGUUCUGGGCGUGCCCUUGGUAGAAUAUACCGUCGAUAUGGAUUCGGUCAUGUCCUGUAGGGAGCAGGUGGAAGAGGCUGCGCUUGAGGACCCUUCGUUGAGAGACACAGGCCUGCUGCGGGCAGGAGGGCGACUGAAGCCCGUCGGUCCCGAACGGGCUGCGAGUUCCACUUUGGGGUAUUAGCUAAUCUAAAUAGGGUUAGCUUGUAUCAGAUCGCCCGGUAGCCAUCCGA